Messenger RNA from Colletotrichum spaethianum, 2682 nucleotides. RefSeq names its product putative galactose dehydrogenase galD. The coding region runs from base 1 to 2682 and encodes 893 amino acids. The transcript has 6 exons. NCBI's taxonomy places the organism in Eukaryota, Fungi, Ascomycota, Sordariomycetes, Glomerellales, Glomerellaceae. The record is from RefSeq and is a predicted model, not a curated record.
AUGCCAUCAGACAACUACAACUUUGCCGACGUCUUCCAAGCUGUCUUCAUCUCAAAGCAGAAGCCAGCCCCAGAACCCGUUACUGACGCAAUGAAAGCCAUCAUUCAAAGUUACCCUCCGUUGGGCCAGUAUACGCAGGUCUUAAACGGACGUCUCACAGUGACUGCAGUUCUCGAGAUACCUGCUUCGCGCGCAAGUGAGCCCUGGGAGGUUGCUCUCUGGCAUUCAAGUGACGGAGCUGAGUGGGCCGAGACUGCUCUCUCCCGUGUCCCCGACGAAAACGCUCCGACGACCCUGCAGACAGUCCCGGUCCAUGUCCAACGGCUUUUCUUCUCCGCUUCAGUUACGUUCAACAAAUUGUUCCAAUUCACACUUAAAUUUCGACACAACGACAGUGAACCAUGGAGGUGGACUCGUGACGAACUUGGAGUUGGCGAUGCAACAGUCGUUCUGAAUGCGAGGCCUGUUCUUGAGACCGUUUCCAAGCGCUUCGACGAUCUCAUUCCGGGUCUGAACGGUGCCUGGGAAGUGAAGUCCUUGAUGAGCCAGUGCCCUGGAACUCGUUUGUGGUCGUUGAAGGCGGCCGUAGACGGUGUUGAAGGGGACGAGUCGAAGCUUGCCAAUAUCCCUUUGGGCGUACCAUGGGGAGGCUUCCUAAGAUGGUUUGCCCUCAUUCGUAUUUGGUCACCUUGGCUGGCUCCUCGGCAUGGAAGAGAUUCGUUCCAGCUGGACAAAGACGGUGUACUCUGUUCGUUCUUAAGCCCGGAGGGCAAGCACUUGGUCUUUCUGGCCGUCAGUGGCGUCAAUAACGUUCUCUCUGUGUUCCGCAACAACGAGUCUGGGCAACUGUCUGUUCAUGCUCGCAACGAUGGCACAAACUCAGAACCAGCAAUUGUUUUGGCCGCUACAGGAGACAACUUUGAGAGUGCCAAUGCUGCUGUCAUGUACCAGGCUCGAAACUAUAUUCUUCAAGAGAAGAAAGCAAGCAACGAGCUAUUGGCGGAACUGAAGGCUCUUGAGGAAGGCGUAAAGCCGGAAUGGAUGGAGAACUGGUAUGACGGAUUGGGUUACUACGAAAAAGUGUUUGAUGCUGUCGACAAGCUCGCAGAGAACAACAUCAAAGUCACUAGUCUUAUUAUUGACGACAAUUGGCAAACCAUCGACUACAAAGGACAUGGGCAGUUUCAGCAUGGCUGGGUCGAGUUCGAGGCGGAGCCAAAGGCGUUCCCCAAGGGCUUGAAAGCUACGGUUUCGCACAUCCGGCAGAAGCACCCACACAUUCAACACAUUGCCGUAUGGCAUGCUCUUUUAGCGUCAGGCUAUUGGGCGGGCAUCUCACCUGACGGCAAGAUUGCACAACAAUACAAAACAAUAGAUGUUGUUCGAGAAGACGCCGAGAGGCGGAACCUGCCCCUUGGAGGCAAAAUGACCGUCGUGGCCAAAGAGGACGUGGACCGGUUCUAUAACGACUUUUACAAAUUCCUUGUCGACUGUGGCAUUGACGGCGUCAAGACGGACGCCCAGUUCAUGACCGAUACAUGGGUCUCGGCGAGUGCCCGUCGCGAGCUGAUAGAUGCCUACCUAGACGCGUGGACGAUAUCUUCGCUGCGGCACUUUAGCAUCAAGACUAUAUCCUGCAUGUCGCAGACACCGCAGAUCAUGUUCUACAACCAGAUGCCGCGCAACCGGCCCGCCAUCCUCUGCCGCAACUCGGACGACUUCUUCCCCGAGAUCCCCGCCUCGCACCCCUGGCAUGUAUGGACCAACGCGCACAACAGCCUGCUCACGCAGCACCUCAACAUCCUGCCCGACUGGGACAUGUUCCAGACCGUGCACGACUACUCGGGCUUCCACGCCGCAGCGCGUUGCGUCAGCGGAGGGCCGAUCUACAUCACCGACGUCCCCGGGCAGCACAGCCUUGAUCUGAUCAAGCAGAUGACGGGCCCGACGAUCCGCGGGAAGACUGUCAUCUUCCGGCCCAGCGUGGUUGGGAAGACCAUUGACCCUUACACAGGAUACGACGAUGACGGUUUGCUCAAAAUUGGAAGCUACCACGGCGCCGCCGUCACGGGCACCCCGAUUCUCGGCGUGUUCAACAUCUCAGCCCGGCUUCUGACGGAGAUCAUCCCCUUCACCUCCUUCUCCGGAGUGUUGCCCUCCAUGCGCUACAUUGUUCGGGCCCACUCCACCGGGAAAGUUAGCCCGCCCGUCUCCCCCGGCUCUGCUGGGUCCUCUCUGACAGUGUCCCUGGAUGUUCGCGGGUACGACAUCUUCACCGCUUAUCCGCUCUCCAGCUUUGACAGCGAGGUGAAGGGCAAGGUAUGGACUGCCAAUCUGGGCCUGGUGGGCAAGAUGACAGGCGCGGCUGCCAUCCUCAACAGCGAUUUCAUGUUGCGGCAUGACGGGAAGGUCGAGCUCAAGACUCGCCUCAAGGCGCUCGGCAUCCUCGGCAUCUACAUCUCCAAGCUGCCAGAGUUGACGAUAGAGGACGACUUCCUCGUCACCAUCCAGAACCAGGUGAUCCCCGUCCACACGGUAUCCAUCAGCAAGGACCACGACUCUGUUGUCGAGAUUGAUAUUGAGAGGGCGUGGCAGGAAAUGGGUCUGCACCCUGGGUGGAGCAACGAGGUUGAGAUGACGGUCAUCUUUGCGAUUGACCAUGAACAGCCGGUAUACGCAUAG